Molecule: messenger RNA, 3282 nt
Organism: Monopterus albus (swamp eel)
Lineage: Eukaryota; Metazoa; Chordata; Actinopteri; Synbranchiformes; Synbranchidae
Product: DEF6 guanine nucleotide exchange factor
Exons: 12
Coding region: 1-1896 (631 amino acids)
Cellular component (GO): nucleus; cytoplasm
Source: RefSeq, a predicted model, not a curated record
AUGUACCAGCUUGUAGUGCAAAGGGUCCUCUGGCACUGGACCUGCCAAGAGAACAGCCUGCUGAAUAGAGUAUUGUCUCACAACCUGUGCACAGUUUUGUGCAUCCCACAUGACCCAGUAGCUCUGGAGGAGCAUUUCAGGGAUGAUGAUGAUGGUCCAGUUUCCAGUCAGGGUUAUAUGCCUUAUCUCAACAAAUACAUCCUGGAUAAGGUUGUGGAAGACUCUUUUAAUAAAGAAAAUGUCGAUGAGCUCUGUUGGACUCUUACAGCAAAGAAAAACUACCAGCCAGACAAAACCAGCAGCACUGUUUUGUUAGACAAGGAUGCUUUUCGACUUUGGUGCCUUUUUAAUUUUCUGUCUGAGGACAAAUAUCCUUUGGUUAUGGUCCCUGAUGAGGUGGAGUACCUCCUCAAGAAGAUAUGUAUGGCUAUGAGUAUUGAGUUCAACUGUGUUGAAUUAGAGGACUUCUUUUCUCAAGAGUCAGUGCAACAGAGUGGGAUUACUGUUUGGGUUUUUCUGGAGAUGAUGAACUCAGGGAAGCUCACCAGAGGAAAUGAUAAGAGCAUCAUCAGUAUGGCUAUAGAGGAGGUCUACAGGGAGAUAGUUGGUGAUGUUCUCAAAGAGGGUUAUCUCUGGAAGAAAGGCCAGCUGAGGAGAAACUGGAAGGAACGCUGGUUCACUUUAAGGCCGAGCAACUUGUCCUACUACUCCGGGGAGGACCGCAAGGAGUGUCAGGGCAACAUAGCUCUGGAUGGAAAUUGCUGUGUGGAGGAAGUAGACGAUGAUCAAAUAUUGUUUGGUCGUUCAAAAUGGAUCAAAAACAUCUUUUUCCCAGUGCUGCCAGACCGGGAUGGGAAAAGGUGCAUGUUUUGUCUAAAAACCCUCUCCAAGACUUAUGAAAUGAGUGCCUCAGACACCAAACAGAGACAGGAGUGGACUACAGCCAUUCAGAUGGCUAUCAGGCUGCACACGGAAGGGAAAAAGUCCCUCCACAAAGAUUUGAAGAUGAAGCGCCGUGAACAGCGUGACCAGCGGGAGAAGAGGCGACAGGCCAAGGAGGAGGAGCUACAGAGGCUGCAGGCCCUGCAGGAGGAACGGGAGCGUAAGCUGGCUGAGCUGGAGCUCCUGAAGGAGGCGCAAAAGCAGGCUCAAGCCCUUCUGGAGCAGGAUGAGCAGAGGAGGCGCCAGCAGCAUGAGCAGCUCCAGCAGGCCCUGGAGAUCCAGCUGCGAGAGGCUGAGGAGGCCCGCGUCAGUAUGCAGGCAGAGAUGGCUCUGAAAGAGGAGGAAGCAGAGAGGCAGAGGAAGAGGAUCCAGGAACUGGAGGAGAUGCAGAAGCGUUUGGAGGAGGCGCUGCAGCAGGAGAUCAAAGCCAGGCUGGAUGAGGAGAAGUUCCGCUACACCCAAACAGGGUUAUUGGCAGAGGAGGAGGAGAAAAUGAAGGCCCUGAUGACCCUGCAGGAGGAGCAGGAGGAGUACAUCCUGAAGACACAGAGGGAAAAGCAGGAGCUCAAACAAGAAAUGGAAGCCAAGUCACGGGCCCUGGAGGAGGCACAGAGGCAGCUGGAGGAGGUCCGCGCCAACCGCCACAGGGUUGACCAGGAUGUGGUGGCUGCGCAGCGGAAACUGCGCCAAGCGAGCACCAACGUCAAACACUGGAACGUCCAGAUGAACAGACUGAUGCGACCAAUCGGACCAGGCGAGAAGAGACCAUCAUUGGGGAGCCCUUUCUCAUCUUUCCAGAUCCCAUCACAGAGAGAUCCAGGGCUGCGUCUCAGAAGGAAAUCAGGAUCAGAAGAUCAGGAUGAAGAGAGCAAAGAAAAUGUUGAUAACAGAGCUGGGUGUGAUUUAGAGAAACGCCACUCUCAUGCAUCCAACGGAGACAUGGACAUCCCCUAAAACAUCAAUCGGAAACGCUGUCCGAGUCACUUGUAGUCACUGUAGUAUUCUGAUCUACGGCCAAGCACUGACUAAUGUGUGAGCAAUAUGAAAACUUAAUUUAGAGUACUACCCUUUUUAUUAAGUGUUGAAUUCUGACAUCACUAUCACAGGAAGCAACAGCUUUUUGAUAUGAAGUGUUAAUUCGGUAUUAACGUUUGCCACUGUAUCAGAGUAUCACAGGAAAAAGAGAGAUAGGCAUGAGGACACACCCUCCUUCAGCUUCCUGUUUCUACUGUCAGUUAACAUAAUUGUAAAUAAAACAGCAAAUUAAUGGUUUAACCAGAUUUCUGUCUGCAUCUUUAUUAUGUUAAAUUAUGAGCAACCUGAAAUUCAAUAACACCUAAUCUUCACUUUCAAGGAAAUCUGAAUUAAUUCAUUAUGCAAUGAGUAGCUGAUAUAAAUAACAUUAUAACUAACUAAAUUAAUUUGAAACACAAUGAAGGAAGCUGAAGCCUGCAACGCUGAACUGACAAACUGCACAUCCGCUUUCAUUUGAAUUUCAGUCUGCUUCAUUUGUGCAGAGUUCAAAUAUGUCACGACUGACUAAUCUGAUGCCUCUCAUGGAUGAAAUCGCCGGCUGAUUUGAGUAAACAGAGACAUCCCCUGACCAACCAUGCAAACUGCAUGUAGGUUGAAUUUAUUUUCAUCAUCUGUAACACACAUUGUGCUCUUUGUGUCCCAAUAUUAACACUUGUUUUUCUUUUUGGACUAUUUUAAAUUUCUUCAAGAAAAAAACAACAGUACUUUUCUUGAUAUUAACUCAAACGGACUUAAAAAAUGUUUUAGAUACAAACAGAAGCACCAAGAUGAUUCAGUAAAUACAUUUAUAGUAUUAACAGACUUUUAUGUGUUGCUAUAUACACUGUGUGGGUGAUUUUAACAACAAACCUUGGGUUUAUGAUAGGGUUUUAAGCUUAAUCAUAGUAACAAAAUACCAUCAACUGUGCAGAUUGCACAACCUCGCACUCUGCCCCAAAUUAGCAGAAACAUUUGACAGUAAAAAAAAAAAGUAGCAGCACAGCUAAACAUAUAAUUAUGAAUGCAGACAUAUUUUACUACAUUUAUACAUACAAGUCUGAUAGCAAAAAUAAGCUGCUGGGCCCCCAUCGAACUAAAGUCUUUUCUUCAAUAUGGAGCUUCAAGAUCUGUAACAGUGCAGAACUGUUUGUUACUCAUUCGACCUAUUUGUAAAGGUUGCAGAAUUUCCAGAUCUUAGCACUUACUUUGGCUUAGAACAAUGUUAUCAUAACAAUUAAAACCAAGAAGUUCUGAAAAUUUUAAAAAUGUCAUUUUCUACAAAGAUUCUUAUCACAUCCAUUGAUACUGUGGUUUAAUAAUGGUGCC